GUACCAUAAUGGAGAAAUUAUUUGAGCAAUUGUGUAUUUGUACAGAGUUAAUUGAAGCAGGCGUGGCAAGUCAUACAUGCAACAUAGCCUGGCUUAAUAAAUUCUGUGCUACUUUCCAUAAGUUUGCGAGUGAAUUUAAAAUUUAUUUGCCCUGCAAAACUGAUUUAACGAGAUAUAAUAAAAUACAAAUGGAGACGAUUUACUUGUGCUUUACUCAAGUGCUUACUUGUAUAACAAAUUUGGAGCGUAUUAUGCAUACCGAGCGUAACUUUGAACUGUUUGCCACUCGCAAUCAUUUCAUUAACCGCAUUAAUUGGUGCUUGCGACUGCUACACGCCUCUUUAAGCCAACUUUCUGAGGACGCGCAGCUGGAUCUUAAUCUAGAUGACUUGUCUUUUGUGGAAUUGCUGGAUGUAGUGCUGGAUAAACUGGAAACUUUUAAUGAAAUUGUGCCUGAGCUGCAACAUAGUGUAAGCAUUAGAAGUCUGGAUCUUGAUGGACAAUUCCAUGAUGCAAUUAAUCAUAUUAUACGACACGCCUUGGCCUUUGCGAAUGUUGCCUUGGAAGCGGAUAAAAAGGCCUUAAAUUCACUUUGUCAAAGGGUCCUAGACGAGUCAAGUCAGUUUGAACACAAUUUUGAGCAACAUAGUGCCGAAGAGCGUAAGCUGGAGUCAUUGGCGCUCCAACGCUGCAUCUACUGUCUGGAAACAUAUCUCAACGAGGCGCUUUUGCGCCUGGUCUUUGCCAGCCUGCUGGAUGUGGAGGAAAUGUCGGUGAAGAAACUAAAAACUGCUCUGGAGACUAAAGAAAAUACAACGCUAGUGCCUCAACUCAUAGCUGAGCUUGAUUUAAAUAUGGAUCGCAUACAGCAAAUCGGCGUGUUUGCCAUAGCUUUUUCGCAAGAAGCUAAAACAAAAACCAUUGUGCGCAGUUGCUUGGCUUCUUUGGAGGCUUUGGAUUCAGUGCUGGUGCCAGCAUUUCAACUACAAACCACCCCGUCUGCUGUUCAGCAUGCUGACCUUUUGGAGCAGCAUUUUAAUGAGGAGCUGAUGACAUUUCGUAAUAUUAUUCAUGAGAUAAUUGAUAGUCAGGCUUUGAUUAGCAAUUAUUUAGACUUACUAGCGGAUAGCAUACAAAAUGCGGAGCAACUGUACCCCAGUGGAGAGCUUUUGCAGAUAGCUCGCAUGGGAAAUGUUAUUUUACAGCAUUUUCAGCUUGAAGAAAAUUUUCAGAUCUUAUCUAUAGAUGGCAUACGCUUGUAUCAGGAUUUCUUACUAAUAUUAGGGGAAUGUCAAGCUGUACUUGAAUUGGGUACUAGCGUGGAUUUAAAAAGAAUUGUUAAACGUUUUAAAAUUUUAUAUUCUAUCUUAGCUAAGCUACGUGAAGAUUUGUGGAAGAACGCGAAUCAGGUAAAUGCUAGCCUAAAUGAUAAGUCUAUAACAAAUCCAAAUCAAUCUAUAUAUUGCUCGAAAAGACAGAUUUCUUUUGCUAAACAAAGGAGUCGUAAAUACUACAAAUUAAUCAAUAACAGGAGCUUACUUCCCUUCCAUAGGAAUAUUUAA
Messenger RNA from Drosophila busckii, 1562 nucleotides. RefSeq names its product serendipity locus protein alpha. Gene Ontology annotation, biological process: cellularization; cell-cell adhesion; cell migration. The record is from RefSeq and is a predicted model, not a curated record. Bases 9 to 1562 code for a protein of 517 amino acids. Lineage: Eukaryota; Metazoa; Arthropoda; Insecta; Diptera; Drosophilidae. Gene Ontology annotation, cellular component: cytoplasm; membrane; adherens junction. Gene Ontology annotation, molecular function: beta-catenin binding; actin filament binding. The transcript is spliced from 2 exons.